Molecule: messenger RNA, 868 nt
Organism: Moneuplotes crassus
Lineage: Eukaryota; Ciliophora; Spirotrichea; Euplotida; Euplotidae
Source: the annotation of a GenBank genome assembly
UUUUCUAGAAUUUGAGUUAGCAUAUUCUGGUGACUGGAAUUGCAUUUUUAUAAGAAUCAGAUUAAAGCUAAUACAGAUUAGUAUAGGAUUAUACAUUACAGAUUUUACAUAUUUGACUUGUUGGUUGCCUCUUACAGUUCAUUAAAUUCAUAUUUAUUCUAGAGAAAAAUUGACACGCCAAGCAAACUCUUGAGAGUGAAAAGAAAGAGGAAGAUGAUCAGUCCAAGCCCUGUGGCGAAUAGCUUCUUUAAGAAAAGAAAAGCAUCUUAAUAUCUUCAAGAAGAAUGAAAAGGUCAAUGUAAGAGUUGCUUUCAUAUUAUUACUUAUUUUACGGAUUAAUUAGUCUCGCGACCUCUCCUGGCAAUGAUUCAGACUUUUAAUAUUCCCAUAGGCCUAAAACCUCAAGAGUUAGAAGUGAAAGCAUUCAAAGGGAUACAAGAUCACAAAGAGAGGCUAUCGUCCCCAAGACUACUCUCUCCCAACACCGAUAUCAGCCAGAACCAGCUUAGAUAUUUAACAAUUAUCCAGAAAGCCCACCGCCUCAGCAACCAGACUUCGACUGGGUUCAACUCUCCGACUGUGCUGAGCAGGAUGCUGUCCAGGAACCAACAUUUCAACCGAGCAGGUGAGUGUCUACUUCAUAGAAUCUCUACCUCGUCAACAUUGCCAUCUCUGACAUGCUCUAGGUGCGAGAAUGUCCAGCCCUGCAAUGACUGCAGACACGACCCAUGACUUUGCCUCGACAGCUGGACUCAAGGCUUUCUCACCAGAGAAGAGCCGUCGACCUGCUGACAAGAAAAUAUUUAAUUUUAGAAAACAGGAUUUGUAAGCAGAGUAUUCUGGAAGAAUAAGAUUUCUGAUUUCUGGU